AUGGAAGAUGAAAGCAGCUACCAAGUUCCACAUGACAUAGAAAACCCACACACUCCAUUACUGACUUCAAUGAGAAGUAUGCUGUAUAACCUGUCUCCUUUAUCCUCGUCCUGCUGCAUCUGCAGGGUUCCUAGGCGCCUACGUCGAGUUAGUGAAAAGGCCUACACACCUCAAGUAGUUUCUAUAGGCCCCCUUCACCAUGGCAAGGAAGCCUUAAAACCCAUGGAAGAGCACAAAAAUAGGUACCUCCAAGAUUAUCUAAUCCGAACCAAUCUAAGCUUGGAGCAUUACAUAAACAAAAUAAGGAGGAGAGAAGCAGAACUGCGUGAUUGUUACGCAGAAACCAUUCCAUUCGACAGUGAUGAAUUUGUUAAAAUUGUCCUAGUGGAUGCCGCUUUCAUCAUUGAGGUUUUAUUGAGGUACCAUUUCCAUGAGUUGCAGGAUGAGAAUGAUCGCAUAUUCAAGAAACCAAGGAUGUUUGAAGAUGUAUGGCCUGACAUGAGAAUGCUUGAGAAUCAGCUCCCAUUCUUUAUCCUUCAGGAUCUUUUUGAUCCUAAAAGGAUUCAAGUACCUUUUGAAGAGGAGAACUUCUCCAUAGUUAACCUUUCUUACACUUUCUUCAGAGCUCUAAUGAACAUAGAGGAUCUGGAAGACACUUUGGCAACUAUAAGCUCAUCUACAGUAGACCAUUUUGUUGAUUUUGUGAGAAAAUUAUAUCCACCACCCCCGAAGAUAGCACAAGCUCGAGCGCAACAAAAAUAUCCAACCGGAGCCAGCAUGAGACAGCUAUCUAUAUCAGAAGUACCACAAGCUCGAGGGCAAACAGAAAUCCCUACCCCACCCAGCAUGACGGAGCUAUACAGGGCAGGAGUCAAGUUUAAGGUAGGAUCAGGCAAAAAUAUGUUUGACAUACAAUUUAACAAGGGGACCUUGCAAAUUCCAAAGAUUACAUUUAGUGAUCAAUCAGAGGUAAAUCUGAUAAAUCUCCUAGUGUUUGAACAAAGCCAAUGCAAGGAGACGGAGAAUUACAUAAAUGAUUACAUUGGCAUCUUAAACAUUCUCGUCAACUCCCCCGAGGAUGUGUCAUUGCUUGUCAAGAAUGCAAUCUUAGUGAACAAGUUAGGCGACAGCAAGAAAGGGUGUACCAUGAUCAAGAAUAUGGGUGAUGGGGUGAAUAUUGUGGACUACAACAAGUUCCAUUUCGCUCCUCUUUGUGAAAAGCUGAACGAGCACUGCGCAAAGUCGAGGCACAAAUGGCUGGCACUUUUAAAGCAGAACUAUUUCAACACGCCUUGCAAAACCAUCUCGGUCAUUGCAGCGGCUUGUAUAAUUCUAUUUACUCUCAUACAGACAGUGUGUUCUGUUAUCUCUGUUCGUUCUCAUUCUCACUGA
Molecule: messenger RNA, 1392 nt
Organism: Fragaria vesca subsp. vesca
Lineage: Eukaryota; Viridiplantae; Streptophyta; Magnoliopsida; Rosales; Rosaceae
Product: UPF0481 protein At3g47200-like
Exons: 1
Coding region: 1-1392 (463 amino acids)
Source: RefSeq, a predicted model, not a curated record